This is a messenger RNA of Neopsephotus bourkii (Bourke's parrot), 4078 nucleotides long. RefSeq names its product LON peptidase N-terminal domain and RING finger protein 1-like. Gene Ontology annotation, molecular function: protein binding. Lineage: Eukaryota; Metazoa; Chordata; Aves; Psittaciformes; Psittacidae. The record is from RefSeq and is a predicted model, not a curated record. The coding region runs from base 97 to 1947 and encodes 616 amino acids. The transcript is spliced from 12 exons.
CGGGGCGGAGCGGGGCGAUGUUCGGGGACCGGGCAGCGGUUGGGGUGUGCGCGCAGCGCUCACCCUAAGGGCAGCUCCGUCUCUCCGGCUGCAGCGAUGAGCCACGGCCCCGAAAACACGUCCCCUCCGCCCCGGGGGUGCAGCCCCGGCCGGCAGCCCCUCGGCCCCGGCAGCCGGGGCAUGGACGUGCUGCGCUGCCCGUCCUGCCUCCUCCUGCUGUGGGAGCCGGUGACGGUGUCCUGCGGGCACACUGUCUGCAAGGGGUGCCUCGGGGGGCCCCGCUGCCCGCUGUGCCAGGACAGGCUGAAGGUGCUGGGCGUCGGGGCGGCGAGGAGCAGCGUGGUGCUCUGCGGCCUCCUGGAGAAGUGCGUGCCCCUGGAGAGCCGGCUGGCCGGGCUGGUGGCCCGCGUCCGGGACCGCCUCACGCGUGGGGACGUGCGGGAGGCGCUGAGGAUGGCGCAGAGAGGGGUCGAGCUGGCCCCAGAUGCCAGCUGCCUGCGGCUGUGCCGGGCAGAAGCAUUUGCAGCACUGGGGCAGCACACAGAGGCACUGGAGGACCUGGAUGCUGUGUGCAAGGCUGAGCCCAGAGACCAUGAGGGUUUUUUCAGGAAAGGGAAGGUGCUUCUGGAGAUGGGGCAGAGAGCUGAAGCCCUGCAGGCAUGGGAACACUGCCUGGCACUCAAUCCCCAUUUCCACCCUUCUCGGAAAGAGAUGGAGAAGAUCUUAAUGCAAGAGGGUGCUCCCCAGGCACACACGGCUGCUGCAUGCUCGGGUGAUGCUCAUCAGGGCUCAACUGGUCCCCAGGUUGAUGGAUGGAGCCCUGUGCUCCCAUCUUCUGCAGAAGCUCAGGCUCAGGAGGGAGAGCCAACAGAUGGCAAAGGGGAUGCUCAGUCUGAGCACAGCCAAGGGACAGCCACCCUUUCCCAGCUGGGGCAACAGCAAGAACCGGAGACUUCAGCACAGAGGCAGGGCCAGUGGUUGGUAGAUAACAAAGAAGAAAUAACCCAGCCCUGCUGGGAGCUGCUGAGUGUAUCUGACGUGGAGUGCUCCCUCUGCAUGCGGAUGUUCUUUGAGCCAGUGACGACGCCGUGUGGGCACACCUUCUGCAAGGAGUGCCUCGAGCGCUGCCUGGACCACCGGCCCAACUGCCCCCUCUGCAAACAGAGCCUGAGAGAGUACCUGAAGGCUGGAAGCUACAGCCCCACUGUGCUGCUGCAGGACAUCAUACUGGCCACCUUCCCCACUGAGCUGGCUGAGCGCAGGGACCUGCACCAGGCUGAGAUAGCAGAGCUUUCCAACCUGACCAAGAACAUCCCCAUCUUUGUGUGCACGAUGUCCUUCCCCGGCAUUGCCUGCCCUCUGCAUGUCUUCGAGCCUCGCUACCGCCUCAUGAUCCGGCGGUGCCAGGAGACCGGCACGAGGAGGUUCGGGAUGUGUAUAUAUGAGCAUGGGAAAAGUUUUGCUGACUACGGCUGCAUGUUGGAGAUACGGCAGAUCGAGCUGCUGGCGGAUGGCAGGUCCUUGGUGGACACCAUCGGCCGGCGGCGGUUCCGGGUGCUGAGCCGUGGCCACAGGGACGGCUACAACACUGCUGACAUCGAGUAUCUGGAGGACAGGAAGGUGGCUGGGGAGGAGCUGCAGGAGCUGCAGUGCCUGCACGAAAGCACCUACCGCUUGGCUCAGCAGUUCUGUGAACAUCAAGACCUUGCCUCAAGGCACAUUUUGAUGCAGCAUGGACCGCUGCCGGAGAAGGAGGAGGAUAUCCAGGCUUCAGCAGACGGCCCGACGUGGUGCUGGUGGCUCAUCUCCAUCCUGCCCCUUGACCAGUCCUACCAGCUGAACCUCUUCUCAACCACAUCCCUGCGCGCUCGCCUCAUGCAACUGCAGCACAUCCUGGCCAUUCUGCUGCAGCAGCCCCCUGAGCGCAGUCCCCGGGGCCAUGUCUGAGCCCCCCAGUUCUGGGAGAGCACCCCAAGGGAUUCUUAUGUGUUUAAGUGUGGUUGAGCCCCUCCAAAAGUGACCUUGGUGAUGAGCUGGGCACCCUCUGCCUGGGUCAGUGGGGCUGGUGCUGCAUCAGCAGUGAUGCUGCGCUAUAGUGACACUGCACCGUCCAUGCUGCCUCCAGGAGCUGCUUGGUGUGUGGCAGUGCCAUGCUGCCAAAGUGGGGACUGGGAUGGAAAGAUGGGUUGUGUCUCGGGAACUAAAAUCACUUCUAGAGCUGAUUUGGUGCUAAGGAUUGUCCUUAGGGCAGAGGACUGGGUGCCAGGAUCGCCUCGGUUUUGGCUCUCCUUUGGAAGACAACAUAGGGGUUUUUGAUAUCUGGUCCAGCUCCAUGUAGCAGAUUUAGAGGCUUGGGAGAGGUGGCACCAGGGGGCAGGGAUGUUGUGACGGCUUUCUUGUGCCACCGCUUACAACUUUGACUUCAUUUCUAUUUAAACAAGAAGAAAGAUUAAAUUAAACCAUCUGAAACCCAUGGUCCUGCUCUUACCCACCUCCAUGGCACAGAGCAAGGAGAUGCUGCUUUCCAAAUGUAUCUGGGUCUGGGCAUUCCCUUCCCACUGCUCUGCUUGGUGCUGUGCCAUGUCUGCUGUGCUGAGUUUGCUGGCCCUGGAGCUGUGCUGGAGGCUCCUGGCCGCUUCUCUGACUGCCAGCUCCACUGCUGUGAAGUGCUGUGGGAAGGGGGAUAAUUUGGCAGCAUUGGUGCUUUUUCCCCCACCUAAAGGCUGCUGUUCCCAGGCCUGGCUGAGUUCAGGUUCCAGAUUUGGACCUGCGGGCUGGAAGGAGCCUAUGACACGAGGGAGUUCAGCCUGGCAGUGAUUUUGUGAGACUUUCUGCUCCUUGCCUACUGCAGUUUUCCCUGUGUUCAGUGUUUCUUGUAAACUUUCUGCCUCCUCAGGAGAAGUCAGGAUCUGAGCUGAGGCCAAAUCCUUGCACUUGGGACCCAGAACAGUUCGGGAUCCCCCGAAAGAGCACAGAGUGAAGUUAAAGGGAGCCAAACCUCUGGAGAGGCAGGGAGAGGGUAGGACCGGUGUCUGAGACUGAGCACCUUGUCAGGGGGGAAACUGCCUGUCUGCAGAGUGCCUGUCUUCUGCUUUCUCUAACCAUAGGGAAGAUUAUUCCCCUGGACAGACCAGGCUUUCCUCCAUGGAAAUCCUGAAGGUCUGAGAUUUUUUUUUGUCUCACAUCUGUAAUUUCAGUGGUUUUGGGUUGAAUUUUAGGAAUGACAUCCACUCGGUCAUUGGAUUAACACUGCUUCCAAACUUUAUCCCUGCUCCUCUCAAGGACUCCACACCCCAUCUAGGAACUCAGUGUGCUGUGGGACCUGUGUGUGGGAGAGAAAAUCAGGCUGUGACUACAAUGCUCCUUACUGCAUGUGUUGCUGGGGCAGGAGGCUCUGGACACAGCUCUGGAGGCCUCUGCCCAGUGCCACCACCUUUCCCUGUCCUGUUCUCUCCAGAAACAAGAGGUCUCAUUCCAUUCUUUCCAGUAAAGUGCCUCCCCAGAGCAACAGUUGGGGCCCAGAGCUCCGCAAGGACCAGAGGAAGCACAAGGCAGCUGAGGGCGAUUCAAAGCUGGAUUUGAUUCUCUACCUAUAUGCCAUGUCCUCUUCUACUUUGCCUCUGUCUCUGGGGCACCAUGAUUCCCUCAAGAGGCUGUGUCUCCAGGAUGUCGGAUGGGGCUGGGCAUGGAGGGAUGCCUUGUAAUCCUGGGCAGGUACAUGCAGGUGUCAGGGUGCCCUUGGCAUUUGGGAAUUGCCUUUCUAUGCUGUGGCUUCAAUGUGAACUUACCCAGUGGCUCCCCCCAUCCCAAGCACCUUACCUACCUUUUCCUCACUUGUGGGAGCUCCCUGGGCUUCUGUGGGUCCCUCCAGCAAGGGGGUGGCAUUAGGGGUGCAGUGGAGAAGUGUAGGUCUACACAGUGUCCACACUGGGGCCAGAGCCACAUCUGCCUGUGAAGAAGGGAAGGGACUGGUGCAAAUCACUGCAGUUUGCCUGUAGCACCUUUGGGGUUUGUAUUAAUAUCGUUGUUCUUUGAAUUAAUUUUUCUUCCUGAUCCUUGAAAUAAAAGACUUCUUUUU